This is a messenger RNA of Cephus cinctus (wheat stem sawfly), 513 nucleotides long. RefSeq lists its product as uncharacterized. The record is from RefSeq and is a predicted model, not a curated record. Bases 117 to 431 code for a protein of 104 amino acids. The transcript is spliced from 2 exons. NCBI's taxonomy places the organism in Eukaryota, Metazoa, Arthropoda, Insecta, Hymenoptera, Cephidae.
GUUCGGUGUCAGGAGUCAAAGCGCUACGUGAUAGAAUUUUACAAACGAGACACCGUUUCGCGAACGGGAGGUGAAUCCGGAAUGGCGAUCAGCAAAAAUCCCUCGGAAUCGAUCCGAUGCCAGAUCAUCAGCUUCUUGAGCUUGCACCUCGUAGUCGACCGGCUGACUUCAGUCCGAACAGACUGUUCCAGUGUCUCUGGACAACGUGGAACCAUUUGGACACAAAGACCCAAGGACCCGCUACUCCGAACCACUCUACAGAUCAUACUUGGGUCCAUUGGAACGACCGGUUCGCACAUCGGUACGCACGUCUACGCGAUAGAGAUAUUUUGAAUUUGAGUAUCGGCGUCGAUGACAUCAGACUACCGAAUGGAUCUCGCAUCGAAAGAUCGCAGGAUCAUCGCUGGCUACGCUAUGACGCAACUGAAUGAUUCUCGCAACGCGAGCACCGAUCUCUUUCGAAUGGCGCGCUCUUCAACCUGUCAUUAAAGACGCGCGCUGCGAAAUAAAACC